AUGUGGAAACAACCUCCUCCUGCACAGAACAUGGGCCAGAAGGUCUCACAUGAGGAUGACCAGGAGAGCAAGGCUGAAAAUCUCUUCAUCUGUGAAGUCUUCAGCCAAGGCGUGGUCCGUGCAUCUCAAAGGCUGAGGGACUAUCUUGGCUUCGUGGAUCCUCAGAGCAAAUUCCAGCCGGCCACAAACACGCUGAGCGAGAUCUUCUUGGUCAACUUCAUCAGCUUCUGUGUGGAAAAAGGAGUGGAGGAACACAUCACGACCAGCAAAAUGACCAAGCAGCAGUCCUCCCUGUUCGGGGUGGACUGGAUCUGGACCCUGUCUGGAGCUGACAAGCAAAUCCAGCUUCAGCUUGCCGUGCAGGCUUUGCAGCUGGCUGAGCUGCUCCGCGGCGAAGGCGGCCCGGCCGAGACGCCGGAGGACUGCUGCCAGGAAGCCGCCUUCCAAAAUAUGAGCAGGUUUGAGAAGCUGGCCGAGUUCUGCUGCCUGGUGGGGCAGGAUUGCCUGGGUUUGUUCAUCGUGUUUGGCGUGCCAGGGAAGCCCAAGGACAUCCGAGGAGUCCUGCUAGACAGCAUUGCCAAGGAGGAGCAAAAAUGCUGCCUGUCGGGCAGGAAUGUGCUGGGGCAAUUUGUCACCAGUACUGACAGCUUCCUCCCCACAAAAGACAUGUUGGAGAACUGCCUCGGUGCAAAAAACAGACCAAAGGAGGUGGGCAACGUGUACAUAAGCUUUCUGUAA
Mesitornis unicolor (brown roatelo) is the source of this 738-nucleotide messenger RNA. It is a transcript of the gene REP15, whose product is annotated as RAB15 effector protein. Lineage: Eukaryota; Metazoa; Chordata; Aves; Mesitornithiformes; Mesitornithidae. The record is from RefSeq and is a predicted model, not a curated record. Gene Ontology annotation, biological process: receptor recycling.